Molecule: messenger RNA, 427 nt
Organism: Saccostrea cuccullata (small rock oyster)
Lineage: Eukaryota; Metazoa; Mollusca; Bivalvia; Ostreida; Ostreidae
Exons: 1
Source: RefSeq, a predicted model, not a curated record
AUGGCUGCUGUGCAUAGAAGGAGAAGAAGAUUUCGCAGACAGAAUGCUUUACCACGACCAAGAGUGUUUAGAGACAGGAGCAACCCAUUGGAGACGCUGGAGGAGGAGGAGAUUUUUCAGCGCUAUCGAUUCCGACCCGCUACGAUUAACUUUUUAGUCAAUGGACUCCAUAUGGAACUCAAAACUGACACUAACAGGAACAGUCCAAUAUCCCCUCUCUUCCAAGUUUUGCUGUUCCUACGUUUUGUGGCGACAGGGGCUCAUCUCCGUCUGGUAGGGGACAGUCUCGGGAUUUCAGAAUCGUCCGUAGGCAGAUCUGUCAAAGCAGUUGCCUCAGCUAUAGUUUCUGUUUUUGCCAGACCAUACAUUUCUUUUCCUGUCAGAGAAAUGGCAACAAAAGUUAAAGAAGGUUUCAGGAGAAUAGCUG